Molecule: messenger RNA, 4964 nt
Organism: Phasianus colchicus (ring-necked pheasant)
Lineage: Eukaryota; Metazoa; Chordata; Aves; Galliformes; Phasianidae
Gene: TM7SF3
Product: transmembrane 7 superfamily member 3
Biological process (GO): negative regulation of programmed cell death
Cellular component (GO): plasma membrane
Source: RefSeq, a predicted model, not a curated record
ACGCGAUACAGGAAUACUUAUUUCUUUUAGAAAUGCAUUUCCUUGCUCGGACUUUCACAAGCCGGUUGAGUGCCGGGCUGUGAACGAAAGGCGGGGUGGGUCUCGCUGGGAGAGGUCGGCUGUGACAGUGGCUCUGAGCAGCACGUUUAAGCGUUUACGACCCUCGUACAGACUCCGUCUUACGGGAUCGCUGCUGAGCUGAACAAAAACGCCAUCAGCAAGCGCUAAAGUCCUGGCUGAGAAAGGCAGCUCUGCACCAAAGCAGGGGGAAGAGCGAGCGGCUGCUCAUUUGGAAUAACUGCGGUCUUCAUCUGGAAUAAGCGCGGUGCGAAGCGCAGAGCGGUGCUCAGCGCUGUGCUCUUGCAGCAGACCGACGACUUCCUUCUGCGUUUUAUCUGGAAGCAAGCUGCCUAGAAAAAGCCAGUAAAACGGGUGACGGCGCAAAGCCAAGGUUCACGACGCAAAUUCACGAACGGGGCUGAAAUAACAACAAGACCGCCUUUAAGCUCCCAAAAGCUGAAAACAGCCACCACCACCGUUCCAAAAAGACGCGUUUAAUUUGCCUCCCGUCACACGGCCGUGAAUCACCUCGGCAGCCAGAGGCAUCCCCGGGGCUCCCUGCGUGAGAACGAAACGGCAGCGCCAUUAAAGAAAGAAACGAAAAUUAGCUCGAUGCUCACGCAGCUCAGCCUGGAGACCUCCCCCAGCUCCGGCCCCGCAGCCUGCGGAGGCGGAUAAAGGGCGCCGAAGGGGCAGCCAUCACUGUUACCCCCAGCCCUUUGCUGGCGCCAUGCGGUUCCCUCCCGGCGUUGUGCUGCUCCUGGGGAUCCUCGGGGCGCUGCGCCAUGGCGGCGCCUCAGGUCUUCUUGAGCUCUCCCUGGGAAAAUUCAGAAAUGUGCUACUUAAUCAGACCAAUCCGGUGGAAGCAGUCAUCAGGAACAUUGCAAGCAAUGUGACAGUCAUCAUUUUUCAAGUACACGCGCAGCAAAGUGAUGUGGUGAUAUCUUUUGAUAAGAAUCCAUCUACAAACAGCUCAGGCACUGGAGUAGACAGAGGACUCAUUUCUAUCCUUCGACCUCAGCAGACUGUGUGUACGUGGUACCUUCGAUCUCUGGAUGCUAACCAGGUGCUAAGCACAGCUAUCUCUAUUCCAUAUAUGGAGAAAGAUCCUAUACCUGGAGGCUGCAAUCUAGAAUUUGACUUGGAAGUGGAUCCCAACAUUUAUCUAGAGUACACACUGGUUGAUGUACGCAUCAAGUUUGCCCCUGCGAACUUGGGAUAUAUGAGAGGGGCAAACCCACCAUCCUGUGAUUCAGGGACUGGUCAGAACUCCAGAUGGCGGCUGCGCUAUGAUGUCUACCAGUACUUCUUACCAGAGAACAAUCUUUCUGAGAUGGUGCUCAUGAGCCACAUACGGAAGAUGUCUGAGGUGCAAAGUAUCAAAGCUAAUGGUGUUAAAAUGCUUACAGUGACAAGUGAUGAUAAGACAGAUGUAUACUUUUCCUCACUCCCUGGGCAAGGUGUGAUCUACAAUGUCAUAGUAUGGGAUCCUCUUUGGAAUACUUCUGCUGCAUACGUACCUGUGCACACAUAUGCCUGCAGCUUUGCUGACCUAGUGGAUAACUGCUCUUCUCUUAGCAAACUCUCUACCAAAAUAUUCUUCACUGCUCUUGCUGUUCUUGGUCUCUUCACCUGCUUUUUUGGACACAGAUUCUGGAAAACAGACUUAUUCUUCAUGGGAUUCGUAAUCACAGGAUUCUUUUUCUUUGUAUUCAUCACUAGGGUAACUGGCCUUGGUUAUGAUGUGCGCCUUAUUUUGACAGCAGUAGCUGGAAUUAUUGGAGGGAUUCUCCUGGUUGCAAGCUGGUGGAGAUUGGGCUCUGUCCUACUCUGUAUGUUGAUUAUUGGACUCGUGCUGGGAUUUCUCUUCUCAUCAAUGGUCUUCUUUACCCCACUAGGAGACUACAGGGUGUUCCGUGAUGAUGUUGUGUUCUGGGUGACCUUUUCUUCUGUGGCCUUGAUGAUUCCAGUGCUUUUUGUUGGCUGUCCAAGAAUUCUGAACAUACUGGCCUGUGGGGUAGUAGGCUCUUACUCAGUGGUCCUGGCUAUUGCAUGUUAUGUCUACACAAGUCUUGCUUACAUUGCCUUAGACUUGCUCAGAAGGCUCCUCAAUGAUUACUUCAGCAGAGCUUACACCAAUGUGCCUUUUCAGACGAAUGACUUUAUUGUCCUGGCAGUGUGGAUAAUGCUAGCCCUUAGUGGAGUCACUGUGCAGCUUCGCCGAGAGAGAAGUGAAGUGCCUUUCCCACCACACCCUUACCUCACCUGGAAACGGGAAAGGGAGCGCAGAAGCACAAAUGUCUUAGACCCCAGCCAUCAUAUCCCUCCCCUGAGAGAGAGGAUCCACAGCAAGCUGCUACAGAUUAAAGAGCUUUUUAAGAAAGAGCAGCCAGCUGGGGAAAGAACUCCACUGCUUCUGUAACCAGCUCAAUAACUGGUGGGAACAGAGAGGAAGAAUCUAAGAAUGGCAAGAUAAGUUAUCACCAGCAAACCAGCCAGUGGUGCAGGCUUGUACCACUGUCAACUUGUCUUGUGUAAUAAGAGGAGGCUGUUUUUAAACUUCAAGGAAAAAUUAUCUGUCCUGUCCACUACAUGCUGUUUUGUGACAUUCCUCAAUGGCCCACUCAAACUGCUGUAACAAGCAUAUGUCUGGCUGCAGAGAUCUCAUAUUAAGGAUCAAGUACAGGUAUUUGUCUUGUAGUGAGCUAAUUUGAUGUUCAAUUAUGUGAAGUAUGAAACAGUCCUUAGAAAGCAACCUGUACAACACUGGUUCUUCCCUCACGGUGUGAAAAUUGCUGCCAAAAUAUUGUCUGACUUGCUCUCAGAGGUGAGCAGUCUGCUAUCUUGCAAGGGAAGAAAGACAAGGGUCAUACAGAGAAGGAGUUCUUCUAGCAGGAACUGAAGUAUCAUCUUCUAAUAGGUACAAAAUGUGUGGCUGCAGACGCAGUUGCAUCUGAGAAGUAUUAGUGAACCUUGCAAGCUAAAUUAAGUGACUUGAAUUUAAACUGCACUGAAUUAACUGUUGUAAGUGAGCACACUGGGGCUCAGGAAGUUGAGCUGAUCUGAGACAAGACUUUCUCCCUCUUUUGCUUGGUUCUGUAGCAGGCUGGUCAUCUGGUCUUUGUGCAGAGGUGACUGCUAAGAGAACACAAGUGGCUUGCCGCCUUGUUUGCUUUCUGAAUAGCCUGGGACUUGCUUUGUCUCUGGCAUCAUCUUUUUUGAUGAGGCACUGCCAAAGACAAUAACUGGAAUAAGCACUUUACAGCCAAUGUCAGUCUUUCCUGGAAUUAGUUGAAACACUAACUGUUGUGGUUUGUUUUUUUCUUCUUUAAUCAAUCAAUAGGUUUUUUAAUUUUUCUCUCUAAUGGUAAGAACAGCAUACUGUGGGCAAAAUACUGACCAAGAUCCUUGCUGACUCAAUAUGUUCCUUACCAAUUUUGAUUGCAUUUGCCAGAAGUAGAAUGCAGUGUAAAACAGAUAAAGGACCACUCUUGUGUUCAGUGGGAAACUGCAUCUUUUUUGGUGGCUUUAUUCACUUCCUUAAAUAAAACAAGCAGCCAUUUUCAAAAUGCAGACUGGAGCAUUGUGGGUUUGGCUCAAAUUAAUGUAUUGACCUGAGGCUGUCCUUGGGUUCUACUGCCCAUCCCCUGCCCAGUCCUGGUCUGUAUCCUCAGUGUUUACAUUGUUGUCUGUCUUAUAUUAAAUAGUAAUGAAAGUAAUGCAUUACACUGAUUCUUCAUACAGGUUUUGGUGGCUCUUUUGACUUUUUUUUUUUUAAACUUUAAUUUCUCCUUCCUGUCUUUAUACCUUUAGUGUGGGCAGUGGAGUACAUAGUCCUUCCUGUCUGGAGGUGAAUGGCUGUUCUGCUUCUUGAACGGAGCCACUGCUAGUGAAUAACCUGCUGGUAAAACUUCAGUUCUCAGCCACUACUUUAAAUUCUUGGCAGUGUGUCAGACAGCUCUCUAAGGAAAGUGGCAAUACUACUCUGAGAACUUAGUUGAAAGCUGAAACAUCCUAGCAGGAGAAAGGAAUCAAUGACUUCAAAGUAACUCAAUUUUACAGCCACUUCUCAGCUUUUAAGGAGUGAAAAUUGUAGCAUGGUACAGCCUCUGAGCUGACUGAGCUGAUCUGAUGUUUAGAGACAAAUCCCAUGACUGAUUUGAGCUGGUACAUUUUCCUCAAACAGCUGAGCAAGGCUGCAAUCCUACAGUUAGGGUCUUGCUUCCACCUGCUGUUGUGUGUGGCAGAUGGGGGUAAAUAAGGAGCUCUUUCCUUGGUCCCUGAUGGACUGAUGUUCACUGACUGCCCUUACUGCACUGAUACUGAGCUUUUCUUUGUGUAUUUGACUAAGUAGCAAACACUUAUUUGGUAUACAAAUGCUCUUAAACGUUUACCUUGUUUUUUUUAACUGUUGUGACUAGCAUUCUGAAGAAGCAAGUUGAACUCUAAUUUUCUAUAUCUUUUUAUAAUAAAGAUGUCUUUUGAAAUAAUGUUGUAACUGAAGGGAUGUCUUCAUGCUGAAUUCAGUGUCACUUUUACAGUCACAAAUACUGAAGCAAGUUGUAUGGUUGGUUGUUGUGAAACGUUAGGCCCUCAAAGGAUGUGGUAGGAGAAGCCCAGCUGACCUGUCAUAAGGACUGACUGCAGUCACAGUAACACCUUGAGGUCCAAGCUGAGACCAGCCACGUUCUGUGUGAAUGCAGGACCUGAAGAGGUGUCUGUAGCUUCAUUGGAAAAAGUUCUAAAGGACAAAAGACAGUGUGUCAAACUCUUGACUGGAAACAAGUCUGCCAGAUCCUGUGGGAAGGCUGGAGCAGAACUUGGCUUGGAACUCUUCUGAGAUCCUCAACUGGAGAUGGUAGUCUUUUUUUUUCCAAUUAAAGACUAUGUGUGGCUUAUUUUCA